AGGAAGAAUUGAGUAUUGACGUAGCUGUCGUAGCAUAGGCAAUAGUGCUUGUAGUCUGCGAUUACUAGAAAUUGUUGGUGGUUUUCAUAUUGAGUGAAAAUUUAAUUUAUUUAUUGUAUCAACAAAUAAAUAUCAUGGCAGCUAAAGCUAUUCAUAAGAUAAUUACAUUUCUUGGAUUUCUUUCGCUUCUUCAUGCAGCUUUUUCAGCAGUACAACACCGCUCAUAUUUAAGGAUAACAGAACAAGAAUUUACAACAUUACCAAUUGAUAUAAUCAUACAAGGCGUUGCUAGUCUUUUUGCUGUAAUGUACGGAGUUAUGCACAUUGCAGGCGAUUUCAAAGAAAUCAGAGCUGUUGUAGAUUUAGAAAAUAAAUCUUGGGAAACAUUCCGUAAUUUACCAUCAUUUCAAAUUUUCAAUCACAGAGGUAAAGCUCUGUCACCAGAAUACACGGUAGAAGAAGCAGAUAGAAGAAGAUAAAUGGCACAGUUCAAAUAAAUGUUUAAAAAAUAUUAGCACAUUACGUGGACUUCAAAUAAAUUUUAGCUAAUUGUUACAAAGUAGGCUUUAAAGUUGAUUGUCUAGAAGUGGAAAAAUUAGAUUUUUCACUGAAUCACUUAGAUAAGUGCAAUGACAUUUACUGUUAAAUGUGAAUUUCAGAGAAUGUGUGUAAAAAAUAAUAUAUUCUGAAACAUUCUUAUAAUAAAUUUUUAUAAGAUUUA
Messenger RNA from Trichogramma pretiosum, 721 nucleotides. It is a transcript of the gene EMC5, whose product is annotated as membrane magnesium transporter 1-B. NCBI's taxonomy places the organism in Eukaryota, Metazoa, Arthropoda, Insecta, Hymenoptera, Trichogrammatidae. Bases 135 to 479 code for a protein of 114 amino acids. Gene Ontology annotation, cellular component: Golgi apparatus; plasma membrane; EMC complex. The record is from RefSeq and is a predicted model, not a curated record. The transcript is spliced from 3 exons.